AUGCGGAGGAAGCCAGCUCGUCGAAAUCAAUUGGUUUUUUUGGGGAAGGAGGAGGCCCUGGCGUGGGAGCUGUUCACGCCGAUACAGAGGUUUCUCAUUGUCAACAUUCUGGGUCGUGAUGGGUCGGUUCCAGUUCACAAAUGUGAUUGGAAGUGCAUCGCUGUUGACAGUGAUGUUGAGGUGGCGAGGGACUUCACGAAUAUAAUGAAGGAGACGAGGAGCUUGGUGGGGCCACCAACGCGGUUGAUUUCGUGUCGUUUCUCAGGUGGCCGGAUUGGUGGAAGUUCGAGAAGAUGGUGA
This is a messenger RNA of Linum trigynum, 300 nucleotides long. Lineage: Eukaryota; Viridiplantae; Streptophyta; Magnoliopsida; Malpighiales; Linaceae. The record is from the annotation of a GenBank genome assembly.